Molecule: messenger RNA, 3190 nt
Organism: Odontomachus brunneus
Lineage: Eukaryota; Metazoa; Arthropoda; Insecta; Hymenoptera; Formicidae
Exons: 5
Coding region: 236-2734 (832 amino acids)
Biological process (GO): centriole replication; regulation of cytokinesis; centrosome duplication
Cellular component (GO): centriole
Molecular function (GO): protein binding
Source: RefSeq, a predicted model, not a curated record
UCCACUCUACUUAAGAUCUCGUAGAUUUAGUUUCCUUGGUGAUUGCUUCAGAUCGCUUAUCGAUAUUUGAAUGAUGAAGCUUAGAGAAAAAGCUUUGUGUACGUUUUGAAACGUUAGAAAGCAAAGAUCUGCGAGAAGAGGCGAAAUCGGUUCAGUGACAAUUCGGUCAACCGUUAGAAGGAAUUAAUCGUUAGAUUGUGACAAAGUGUGUUCCUAGAUUGUAACAAUAUAAAACAUGCAACACGAAUUUUACACGUCUUGUAUAAAAGUAAACGGGAUUCCUCUUCUGCCGCCAUUAAUGACCGACAGUAUCAAAGAGGAGAUGAAACACUACAGAUCUUUAGCUGUCAAAGUGGAGGAAAAAUUGAAGGCCAGACAAUCGGUGAAACGCACUAUUGAAGACAAAUGCGUGCAAGCCAACAUAGCAGAAUCGACGAAUCAAUCAAAGAACAUAACCAAAUAUAGCUCAGAUAGCGAUUUAUCCAAUUACAAUACCACGAGUGACACCAAUAACAGUGAUUCAUAUUCCAAAGUUACUAUUGUUGAGCAUUCACCAGUGAUGCAAGUAACUGAUGAAGCAAGAGACAAGCUUGAUAUUCAGUCUCCCAUGUCAGAUACGCAAGAUAUGCAAUCUCAGAUUUCCUCAAUUAACUGUACUGAUUCAGAGAAUAAUGAUGCAGAACUUGUGAACAUAAAGAUCGAUCAGACAGAAUGCAUAGACACUAUGAUGGAAGCUUCAAUACCUAAUGAAGAAGUGAUAUCAUCAGAAAGCUGGAAACCUGAAAUACCCAAGACGCUGGAUAUUGUUCCAAUAACGUUAAGCGAUCUCAAGUGCGAGCAGGAUCACAUCAAGCCUCUCACGAUGCUCACCAAGGAAAGUGAACAACCACCUAAAUUAUCACGUCAAGGUUCUUAUGUACUGGAUACACCCAGCCCUAUGUUACUUGCCCAUAUGCAUACAGAAUUGACUGAUAAAAACUAUGUUCCUACACCCACUACUGUUAAUGUAUCACAGCGCAAGCAAUGGAAUAUCACACAGUCCAAGGUGGAGUGGGAAAACAAGCAACUUCCAGCAGAGGACACUGAAACGUACGAGAAGCUGGAAGCUACACACGAAUCGAAUUUUCAGCGUGCAGAGUCAGUUGUCUCCACAGAUUCCUGUCAAACGAACAAAUCUGCUGAUUGCACCGAAGCGACAAUUGUUGAGGAGCAGCACAUAAGCAGAUUUGAUAUCACAUCGAAUGAACAUAAUCAUACACCUAAUAUCGAUUUAAAGGACAGAAGCACAGAGAAAUCAAAGAGAGACGACAGCGUGUGUGUGUUGAAUUUGGUGAAUAAAUUGCAAGAGGCCGCGGCGAUUGGGAACAGCCCCGAGACGCGGUCGCCAUGCGCGGAUGGAAAGACACACUACGAUAAGAUGAGGGACAUGAAAGAGCAUCAAGACCCUCUCGUCAGGACGAAGUCAUCCAUCACUUCAGAGAAACUGCUGACUGUCUACAGAGAAAUCGAGGAGAUGCACAAAAAGCAGAUGAUGCAGCUGAUAGACCGUCAACGGAAGGAGCAGUCUCUGCUGCAGGCGGAAUUUCAGAAGCAGCAGAUGCUCCUGUUGGCGGAAAUACAGAAAUGCUCCGUGGGGAUACCAUAUCAAGCUUCAGUGACUCCGAGUGUUACGCCAAACGCUGCUUGCGAAAUAAGACAGCAACUAGAUGUAAGCUCCCCCAGAAGCGUACACGCGGACGUUCCCUGCAACAACGACAAAUCGUCGUCAGAGUUCCGUGCGAACGUCAUAGUGUGUCCUCUGAAUUACAUCUCGUCGAAGAACUUGUACACUAAGCAUUAUAAGUCUCCGCUUUACAUCACGGACACGUCUUCCGCGACUGUUAACUUAGAAUUUACGAGGCAGAUAAACCUACGCGAGGCCGUACAUAACGAUAGUAUUAGUAGUAAUAACAAUAGUAAUAAUAAUGUUAACGACGAGAACGACGACAAGAAGGGCAAUCGCGAGUCGCGCGAUCGCUCUGCGUGUAAAAAUUCAACUGUAAACCGGCAAUUGUUCCCGUUAGACAGUAACACCACACAUGUACCAGUGCUAGACACCUCGGUGUAUCAUGAGAAACACGUGCGGGCGGUGAAUAUUAUCAAUGCGUAUGCAAGGGGUUACUUAACGCGUAGAUUAAUGCGGACCGAGCGCGUUAUCACGUUGAAAAAAAUAUACAAAGAGGCGCUGCACUGUAUGCUUAAGUUACACGUCGACGCGCCUUUAAACCUGGCGGAGGUGAACUUCCUUCAUCGUCUCCAGUUACAGUGCGACGCAGCAUCCCUGAACUUAGUGGAGCUGUUUGCCCAGCCUCCCUCGAAAAGGGUGAAGGUAAUAGCACAGGAUCGCGAGAUCAAACAGUCUCGGAUGGAACGCCCGGCCUCGGCUCGCUCGUACUCGUUCGCUACUCAAAAGACUCUGGCUAGAAAGAAUCUUAAGGAGUUCGAAUCCACGAUGAUCAAGUAUCAGCGGCCGUUAGUCGUCACAAAGAAUAUCAUACGGUCCAGGUGCCAGACUUGGACGUCGGAUAUAAGAGAGAGACUGGUGUCACCGAAUACUUUGAGUGAGUCGUCUAUACAGCACGCGGUCGAUUCAUCAUUUCUUACCGUCACAAAUACUCAUUUAUAUAUUUCAAUUGCAGAUCAGAGUAUCAGAAGGAGCACGAGCACGGGAACCGUUCGCAAGCCGUGGCGAUGAUGCCACACAAGCGAGAGAGAAGAGAGAGAGAGAGUGCCUUAACGACAUUGAUCAAAUGACACACCAAUUUUGCCGCUAGAACGCGGAAUUCCACGCGCAUCGUAGCUCUCGAGCCGUGAUAAUCGCAUUACCCGGAGCGCCUUUGCCGUUAGCUGUUCUUGCCUUAAAAAGAAAGCGCGCCGGUACAUGAUUUUCCGACGAAUAUAUUUUGUAUUACCGUUAUCUCGCGGAUUCUAUUUCUUGACUGAUGUAAUACUCAUCUGUGAUAUGUGUACAUUUCCAAAUACGCCGCUUCCCACUCGAUAUUUAUUGAGGCUAAACCGACGAUCUUUUUAUUCUACAUUAUGUGAGGAUGAGGCGUGGAUCAUAGCGAUACGUUGAUUUGAUCGUCGCAACGUUGAUUGUGUAAAAGCGGACCCUUUAACAUAUAAUAAAGAUUGCUUUUUUUUCUUUUUA